This is a messenger RNA of Zingiber officinale, 711 nucleotides long. RefSeq lists its product as uncharacterized. The transcript has a single exon. Lineage: Eukaryota; Viridiplantae; Streptophyta; Magnoliopsida; Zingiberales; Zingiberaceae. The record is from RefSeq and is a predicted model, not a curated record. Bases 1 to 711 code for a protein of 236 amino acids.
AUGGAUCAGAGCGAGCUAUUGCCCCUGACAACCCCGCUCUAUAGCCUCAUAGGCAAUGAAGUGUUGAUGCUUGGCCAAGUAAGGUUGGUUGUCUCUUUCGGGGAGGAGCCGCUGAAGAGGACAAGGGUGACCAACUUCAUUGCGGCCGACGCACCAUCGGCUUACAAUGUUAUAUUAGGCCGACCGACCCUCAACGAGUUCUGGGCGGUCAUAUCUACCUACUGCCAGAAGAUCAAGUUCCCGAUGGACGACAAGGUGGGUGAAGUCAGAAGCGACCAGUUGACUGCUCGGCGAUGCUAUGUCGAGAUGGUCAGAUCUGAAACAAGGGUCACUCAGAAAAAUCUAUGCUUAGAGGUGAACACUAUCACAGAGAAGCCUCUUAUGCUGGCUUACGAAGAAAAGGAGGAGUUUCAGAUUCACCCCAGCCGGUCGGAGACAACCACCUUUAUAGUCAUCGACCUGGAGAGCGCGAAGAAGGAAGAACUGGUCACCUGCCUUAGACAAAAUUAUGAUGUGUUCGCUUGGUCGAUGCAAGAGCUUCCCGGUAUCUCGUCGAGUGUGGCUUGGCACAAGCUCCACGUCCAACUGGAUGCUCGGUCGAUCAAGCAAAAGAAAAAGGACUUCAGCACGGAGCAAAACUUGAUCAUACGGGCGGAGAUAGAGAAACUGUUGGAGGUCGACCGCAUACGGGAAGUCCAACUCCCGAGCUGA